Molecule: messenger RNA, 534 nt
Organism: Pieris macdunnoughi
Lineage: Eukaryota; Metazoa; Arthropoda; Insecta; Lepidoptera; Pieridae
Source: the annotation of a GenBank genome assembly
AUGUUGUAUCGGGCUAUUAAUGGAGACUCUGCUGGACCUGAACGUAGGGAAGACCCUGGAGUCGCGCCGCAAGCUCCGCACGGACCUCACAGAUAUGAGGGUCCCCCCACACCGUGUCCUGCGCGUGUAGAAUAUGCCACUCCCGUAUUCGCUCGGAAUUACCAGGGUGUGUGGCGGUAUGUGGUACAGAUACCCUAUGAGGGAUACUUUACACAAACCGUUGAAGUCACGCGUUGCAUGCAGUCUCGAUGCCAUUACUUAGAGGGCGGAUGUUUGAGUUCGCCGCGCUGGGUGUCGCUGCUCGUCGCUGAAAUGCAUUAUCCGUCGACGUCGCAACAGCCGGAUUACCAGCAGUUCGGGACUCAGACGGGGGAGGUGACGACCGAGAAGCCCAUGCACUGUGAUGGGCAUGACGAACUAGGAUGUUAUCAGGUGCGGUUGUACUACGAUUGGUUCUUAGUGCCAGGCUCUUGCAAAUGCUGGCGUCCUGACUACUUCGCGCGGUACGUCCGGCGCAGGCACAACGAAUUGUAA